CGACACACCGCCGUCAUGAGAAAGAAGCCGAGAUUCCAUUCGCUGAAGAAGCUGAAAGUGCGGCAGGAUAUGUCGCGCUGGACGCUGUACAGUCUCGCGCAGCUGCGGCCGCCCAACACUGCGAUGCGAACAUACUUCCAGCAGAAAUGGACGGCCAAAGCAGACACGCGUGCCUACCACGGCGAGCAGAUGCGCGAGAAGAAAUGGGCGCGCCUCUUCAAGCGGUCCAUCCCCGCCGUUGUGCCCAUGGACCACAAGUACCUCGCCCGUCACGACGGCAGCGAGCAGGCCGCCGGGCGCGGAUCUGGCGCAGACUCGCAGGACAAACCACGCGCGCCGCCCAUGACGCCAUACAUGCAGAUGGCCUACUACCCGAUCGAGCGCCGCCUGGACACGGCCAUCUUCCGCGCCCUGUUCGCCAGCAGCGUGCGCCAGGCCCGCCAGUUCUGUGUCCACGGACUCGUCAAGGUCAAUGGCAAGAAGAUGCCCUUCCCGGGUUACAUGCUCAACCCGGGCGACAUGUUCCAGGUGGACCCGACGAGCGUCAUGUUCGCCACCGGCGCCCCGAAGGAGCGUUCCUCGACCGCCCGCCGCGUUGCCAAGGAAAAGGCCGCCGCCCGCGCCGAAGCCCGCGAGGCCCAUGGCGGCCAGACACCGCGCCAGCCCACGCCCGAAGCCGUCGUGCAGUCCAAGGGCGACGCACCCUCGCCCGCCGAGCUCAAGAAGCACCUGCAGGCAAUGAUGACCGACGUCGACGGCGUGCUGGCCGAGGACGUCGGCGCAAAGGACAAGCAAAAGUUCCGCGCCUUCCGCCAGGCCGUGAAGCGUGCUAUCGGCCUGUGGCGCAGCGCCUCGCCCGAGUCCAUCUCCACUCUCGACACGCAGUUUGACUUCCUCAAGACCCAGCUGGCGGGGCGGUCUGCGCCACCUUCCGCACGCAGCCCCGACGCCGUCGAGGCGCCGCUGUUCAGCGCCGAGGACCAGACGAAGCUGCGCCAGGCGUUCGACAAGCUGAAGCUCGAGACGGAGCACACGAGCGCGUGGAACAACCGCAACGCCGCGGCCCCGUACGCGACGCCCUGGCGGCCCAGAGACUAUAUGAGCGCGUUUGCCUUCAUCCCCAGGUAUCUCGAGGUCAACCAGAAUGUCUGCGCGGCCGUGUACUUGAGACACCCGGUUGCGCGCCCAGGGCUGGCCGAGGUGCCGACCCCGUUCAGCAUCGAGACGGGGCAGCUGGCGUUUAACUGGUACCUACGGAGACGGUAGACGGCGUAGCGAGUGUAGUCAUAGUAGCCAUGGUGGUAUAGCGAGCGCGGCGUCUGUGCUCGCACGUCUUGUAUGAUAGAAUAGACUGUAGCAACACGAGCACAUCGACUUUGUCCAAUGGAUCCAGCUUCAACCACGUAUGCUAGGACUAUUCACGCAUGCCGUGUGAGGCGGCGGACUAUAUGACGCCGUCGCAGCCCGCAGGAGCAGAAGCGCAAAAGCUAAACUUGCGGACGUUCGGUCGUGGAGCAGAUCCACACAGCAACAGCGGGUG
Molecule: messenger RNA, 1540 nt
Organism: Didymella exigua CBS 183.55
Lineage: Eukaryota; Fungi; Ascomycota; Dothideomycetes; Pleosporales; Didymellaceae
Product: alpha-L RNA-binding motif-containing protein
Exons: 2
Coding region: 70-1266 (398 amino acids)
Biological process (GO): positive regulation of translational fidelity
Cellular component (GO): mitochondrial small ribosomal subunit
Molecular function (GO): structural constituent of ribosome; rRNA binding
Source: RefSeq, a predicted model, not a curated record